This is a messenger RNA of Mollisia scopiformis, 1630 nucleotides long. Its product is annotated as phospho-2-dehydro-3-deoxyheptonate aldolase. The coding region runs from base 333 to 1469 and encodes 378 amino acids. Gene Ontology annotation, molecular function: 3-deoxy-7-phosphoheptulonate synthase activity. Gene Ontology annotation, cellular component: cytoplasm. Gene Ontology annotation, biological process: aromatic amino acid biosynthetic process. The record is from RefSeq and is a predicted model, not a curated record. The transcript is spliced from 3 exons. NCBI's taxonomy places the organism in Eukaryota, Fungi, Ascomycota, Leotiomycetes, Helotiales, Mollisiaceae.
GAUGUGUCAUGUCGGUUAUCAGGUGAGAUAUCUUACAGCAAAGUACAGUAAUGCACAGAAGGAUAUUACAUGCAAGGAAUCUGCUCUUUGAUAGGAUGAGAUGGAAUGACAGACGUCGAAAUGAAGGGCGUGCAAGGUACACAGUUCCACGUGAUGGCCCGCCAUUCGGGCGGUGACGUCCGUUUUGCGGAGGAUUGAAAGAUCGCCAAAUUUAUUUAUCGACGCAUUCUCCCCCGCCAUUGUUCUACAUUUCUCAAUCCAACACAACUUCUCGACAGCAAGUUCUACAGCCAAUUGCUGGUUUCCUAAAAGUCCUUUCACUAUUUUACAACAUGGCUAGUUACUACAUAGAAAAUCCCAAUGUGGGAAACAAGAACGAUACUGAAGAUUGGAGAAUUCGAGGCUACAAUCCACUCACUCCUCCCGACCUUCUUCAACACGAGAUUCCACAAUCUGCAAAGUCGAAAGAGACUGUCAUAAAAGGUCGCAAUGAGGCAGUAGAAGUCGUCACAGGCAGAGAUGUGAACCAACGUCUCCUAGUCGUCAUCGGUCCCUGCUCAAUUCACGAUCCCGCCGCCGCCCUCGAGUACUGCGACAAGCUCCUCGCUCUGAAGGAAAAAUACAAAGAUGAUCUGCUAAUCGUCAUGCGAUCCUACCUUGAGAAGCCACGGACAACUGUUGGAUGGAAAGGUCUAAUCAAUGAUCCUGAUAUCGAUAACUCUUUCAAAAUCAAUAAGGGAUUGAGGACUAGCAGACAAUUGUUCGUGGAUCUGACAGAGAAGGGUAUGCCAUUAGCAAGUGAAAUGCUGGAUACGAUUUCACCCCAGUUCUUGGCAGAUCUGCUGAGUGUAGGAGCUAUCGGUGCUCGUACGACCGAGUCACAAUUACACAGAGAGUUGGCCAGUGGUCUCAGUUUCCCGGUCGGUUUCAAGAAUGGUACAGAUGGUACUCUUGGUGUCUCAAUUGAUGCCAUUGGUGCUGUCAGACACCCACAUCACUUCCUGUCGGUUACCAAGCCUGGUGUUGUAGCUAUUGUUGGUACUGUGGGCAAUGAGGACUGCUUCGUUAUUUUGCGAGGUGGCACCAAGGGCACGAACUAUGAUGCGGAGAGCAUCAAGGAGGCAAAAGCAGCACUGGCCAAGGCUGGUGUUCGAGAGAGACUGAUGGUUGACUGCAGUCAUGGCAACUCGUUGAAGAACCACAAGAAUCAGCCAAAGGUUGCUGCUGUCCUAGCAGAGCAGAUCUCCAAGGGCGAGGAAGCCAUCAUGGGUGUUAUGAUUGAGAGCAAUAUCAAUGAAGGUGCCCAGAAGGUUCCCAAGGAAGGCAAGGCAGGUCUGAAGUACGGUGUCAGUAUCACAGAUGCUUGCAUUGGAUGGGAAGACACCGAGUCGGUCCUUGAGGUGCUCGCAAAAUCAGUUGUUCAGAGACGAGAGCUUUUGAAGUCACAAAAGGUUAAUGGACAUUCAUGAAUAAUAGUGCAAUCUUUUCCAAGGAGUUUCGGGAGUUAUUUCGCAUACCCUCAUGGGUUGGACAACAAAAGUUUUAAUGGGCAUUUAGAAGCUGUACAUAAUUCGCCUUUAGCAACAACAAGUCCCAUCUAUUGUGCUUCCACCUGUCCCAUAAUUAGAGC